Molecule: messenger RNA, 33707 nt
Organism: Spirometra erinaceieuropaei
Lineage: Eukaryota; Metazoa; Platyhelminthes; Cestoda; Diphyllobothriidea; Diphyllobothriidae
Source: the annotation of a GenBank genome assembly
AUGGACCUGUUCUCCGCCGCCUGCGAGAACUUCCGCCUGGUCAUCAACACGCAGAAGACGGUGGUCAUGCAUCAACCACCACCCAACACAGCCACUCCUCCCAACGCGCCACAAAUUAGCGUAAACGGAACCCAACAGCAAGUGGUGGAUAACCUCCCGUUCCUGGGCAGCAACCUCCCGGUAACACCAAAAUCGAUGACGUAGUCGCCAACAGGAUCUCGAAAGCCAGUCAAGCCUUCGGUCGUCUCCAAAGCACAGUUUGGAAUCGUCACGGACUUCAACUGAGCAAGAAGCUGAACAUGUACAAGACCAUCUUACUGCCGACUCUGCUGUACGGAGCGGAGACGUGGACAGGGUACAGAAGACAGGCACGCCGACUGAACCACUUUCAUCUCAGUUGUCUCCGUCGCACCCUGAGACUGAACUGGCAGGACCGCAUCCCCUACACUGAUGUGCUGGAACGGACGGGGAUCCUCAGCAUCUACGCCAUACUGAGGCAAAUGCAGCUGCGUUAGAGCGGCCACCUGGUGCGCAUGGACGACGAGCCACUACUCAAACGACUCUUCUACGGAGUCGUCGCGACGGGUUCUCGCCUCCAAGGAGGCCUAGAAGACGACAGUAAAGACAGGUGCCGCGAUCUACAAGGCCAACCGCAUCGCCGCCGCCAAAGUGAAACGCGAAGCACGCAAAUCACAGCUGCGCCCAACAAGCAUCGCCGAGGCACAACUGCUUCCAACGUGUCCUCGGUAUCAACGGACAUUCCAGGCACGAAUUGGACUUAUUAGACACCUUCGGAUCAACUGUACCUCUCGGACCGCACCCACUGUCAUCCCUCCGCCCGCCCCCUCCCCGUCCACUCCGCCGCCGACUAACUCUGACUGUUCGUCCGAACCAUCACUCCCACUGCCCCCGACUCCAGGGGUGAGGACCAGGACUACACCUGCCCUCACUGCGACCACACCUUCACCUCACACAUCGGCCUGGUCGGUCACUUGCGAAUCCAUCGCACAGGCACUGAAGAACUAGUGCCUGGAGCACCAACCUACACCCACCGCACUCGCCUCCACUGCCCUCGCACCUUUACACAUCGCACGGGUAUAUUCGGCCACAUGCGCAUCCACGAGAGCGGAACUGACCGCAGUCUCGACUCAUCCAUCAUGCCAAACCUCACACCCACUUCAUCACUCUGCGUGCCAACCGCCCCUCCCGCAACGAACACCGACAUCACCGACUUCAACUGCCCGCACUGUCCACGCACAUUCACCUGUCGCAUCGGCCUUGUCGGUCACUUGCGAAUCUAUCGCACAGUGGCUGGCGAACCAGUGCCUUGAGCACCAACCUAUACCCACCAAGCUCGCCUCCACUGCCCACAAUGCCCUCGCACUUUCACGCAUCGCAUGGGCCUACUCGGCCACAUGCGCAUCUACGACGACCUGCGGUAGACAACCGUCGGCUACACCACACCAUAACACCAUCCCUCCCUGCCUUCACCACCACCACCCCACCACACAUCAACACUCACCCACCGCAAGCACCCAGCUGCCACCUCCCACGCAAGUGGGAAGUGUGCAUCUCGACUCCUUCCCCAUGGGGCUUUGGCUGCACGGGUGACUUGAGUCUGAGACUAUCCCGACACGUCAAGCGUCGUGGAUAGGAAGGCUGCUGAUUGACGCCCCCACUCGGUCCACGCAGUUCGUCGCGUUGUGUGUGUGUGUUGUGUAGAGUGGCGAACUGGUGGGCUGGGAGACGGGCUGAAACUGCCCCUUUCACGCAAGUGAGAGACACGCCGUUCAACCCCCGUUGUGUGAAAUCCUGGUGUAUGUGUUUCAGGGGCCAGGUCGUGCAAUUGGCGCACGCAGACAUGGUCAGUCGACCAUGCCAGCCACCGCGCCCACUCCCCACUCCAGUCUGCUGACCGGCUCGGGCAGUGGAUGGGGUGUGGGGAUGGGAAGGGAGAGUGAGGUCGCCGUCUCAGUGCACUUUCUCCUCAUUAUAAACAAUCUGACGCGCUUGAAGCUAUCACGGAGCGCUAAAAGCCGUGGCUUGGAAGGUUGCCAACUGACGGGAUAAAUUGGACCUCCCCCUGGAUUGGAGGUCUGAGAGUCAGGCUGCAGUGGCUCCUUCUUACUGUGGCCUUUAUGGCACUCCCACUGCCAGGUGUUGACGGCCCACCUAGGUGCGGCUUCGGUCGUGCCAGCCUCCAACCUCUGUUUUGUUGGUUGAAAUCCUGGUCAUUUGUGUGUGGACCAGGGGGUGUGGUGGAACGCCGAGGUGAGGAUCGGUCCGAGCCAUCCACCUGCGACCUCCCUCCUCUCCGGUCUUCUUGACUCUGUUUGGACACCGGACUCAGGCGGGGAGGAGGAGAGAGUGUAGGUAGAUGCAGCGCAAGUCUACUGGCACUAUAAACCCCUGCGCAAGUCAACGUCCCUGCUCCCACCGCUGCUGCUGCAGCUGUUGGGCACACGGUGGACAUCGUUGAAAUCGACGGUCGAACUGUCGUGUGUGUGUGUGUGUGUGUGUGGAUUUGCAGAUUGGUUGUCCUGAAAGCCAGGCUGAAACAGCUCCCCUCAACGUGACCUACGGUACUCUCACGCAUGUGGGAUGUACGUCGCUCAACCCCGGUUUUGUGAAAUCCUGGUGCUUGUGUUAGGGGGAUCGGGUCGUUUAUGUGGCAUGCGCAGACAAGAUCACAACCUUAUAUCAGCCAUCGCACCCAUUCCCCGCUCCAGUCAACUGACCGGCUCGGACAGUAGUUGGAGUGUGGGAAUGGGAAGGGAGAGUGAGGUCGCCGACUCAGCGCAUCUGCCUCUAUAGAGACAAUCUGAUGAGCUUGGAGUUAUCGUAGUGCGCUAAAAGAUGUAGCUUGGAAGGUUGCCAACUGGCAGGAUAACUUGGACCUCGAAGUCGGCCCAGUGUUGUGUGUGCUGGUAUGGAGUGAACGGCUGGUGGUCCGAGAGUCAGGCUGCAAUGGCUCCUUCUUAAUGUGCGGAUGCGAGCCGGGUAUGACGGCACACCUCACUGCGGCUUCCGUCGUGCCAGGCCCCCGUUCGCAUUGUUGUUGGUCAAAAACCUGGUUAUUUUUUGUGUGGACUAGGGCGUGUGGAGAAGAGCUCCAAGGUGGGGCUCGACCGUGCAAAUCACCAGCGGCCUCCCCUGUCUCUGGUCUUCUUGACUCUGUUUUAACAUCGGGUCCAGGUGGGAGGAGGAGGAGGAGGACGAGGAGGAGGAGGAGGAGGAGAGGGAGGGGGAAGGGGAGGGGAAGGAGGAGGAGGAGGGAGUGUACUGGAUGCUGCGUAAGUCCACAUUCACUUUAAACUAAAUCACGCGCAAGUCAUCGUCUCUGCUCUUACCCUGCUGUGGAGCAUACGGUGGACAUCGUCGGAUGCGACGGUCGAACUAUUCUACCUUAUGGGUAGUGCCUCUCAGUCGAUACCAGGCUGGCUACCUAGCAUUUGAAGAGUGAUGAUCAUGGUUACGAUUCGUCUUUCUAAGACUUAAGGAUUGUGCACGGCUCUCGCAACCUGGUGCGCACUGGCUGUACUCUGACACCUGAUUCCCUACCUGCAGAUGCGGUUGCGUUCCCUCUUGGUAUACAGGUCGUGUAAAUGGCUGCCCAGUUAUCCUCCGACGCAUUGUUUUUUGGUUAAAAUCCUGGUUAAGUGUUUUUUGUGGACCAGGGGGUAUGAUGGCACGCCUAGGUGUGGGUUCGGCCGUGCCAGCCACCUGCGCCCUCUCCCACCUCCGGUGUUUUUGGCUCCGUCUUGACAUCGAGCUCAGAUAGAGGAGGAGGAGGAGGAGGAGGAGGAGGAGAAGAAGAAUGUGCGGUAGAUGCGGCGCAAGUCUGCACUCGCUUAAAAUUAAUUCACAUUCAUGUCACCCUCCCUACUUCAGCUUGCUAUGGGGCACACUGUGUACAUCGUUGGACACGACGGUCGGACUGUCCUGUCGUGUGUGGUGUGUUCGAAAACGCCCGUAAGACCUCACAUGAUGGCCUUCAUGUUUCCUGGAAAUGGAUGAGAGUAUCCCCUUCUGUCCCAGUGAUGAUCAUCGUUGCAAUGAAAAUGCGAAAGUGAAAUAAGAUCUUUGUCGCACACAUGUUCCCUAUUUUAAUUUAACCCGCAAAUAAACCGUUCUCAAAGAAAUCACAAGCCAAAGUCCUUAAAAAUCACACCAUCUGAGUAGUCGAUGGAAGCAAGAACAUACAAAUUUCCCAUUAUUACCAGCUGGUGAUUAACGUGAGUGUCUUGCCUUCCAGGCAUAAGCCCUGUCGCAAUUAAAGCAGACAUUUUUGCAGAUUUGGAGGCUCACGCGGCGCAAUGAAUAAGGGACUGCAAGGUAAAAAAUAGCGUAUCCUAACGUCACAGCUGCAGUCAUGUAAUGAAAAGGCCACCAAGUUCGUGACGAGCUAUAAUUAUCCAAUAGUUCAAACACGGUGCUGCGGCACACAGCACACACACACACACAUACCUCUGACAUUGUGCAUUCUGUUUUCUGCGAAAUGAUGGAUCCUCAGUUUUUGCAGAGUGCCGGCGAACGCGCAACCAGACUUUUAUCAGGACGAUUGGCAACGUCUUAUUUUCUCAUAUGAGACAAAGAGCUCUGAGUUGGCAAUACUGACUCAGAUUUCGAACGAUGACCGCGGGAAAUAAAGAAGAAUUGAUGACCGGUAGGGUUUUGCUCGAGGCCUUCAUCUGUUCUCCGUUCUUUUUGAUGUCUCGCAAAUAUGUGAUCAUUUUAUGUAACGGUCUGCAGACGCUUAAUUUAAUGUUAUUCAGUAUCCUAGGUAAAGGAGACUGAAGAUGCAUCUGUUUUCUUUACAGAUUGUAAAUAAUUGUAUAUGUUCGGUCAUAGGCCAUAUGAGUUUGCUUUCGUUUUAACCAUGAAGUACCAUCCGACUGUGAUUAACUGUGCGAAUACGUGAAGCUUUAUCAUACGACUUCUUUUAAUCUAAAACUGACCGUUUGCAAAUACUAUCUCCAGAGUGUAUUCGAUUCUUUCUGUAUGGUGGGGCAUUUUAUGGACGCAAAGAUGCUUCAAAAAUGGAUCACAAAAGUGCAAGAGACUUUGUUGAUGAGAGUUUUUUCAGUGUCCGGUUUACAAACUCUGAGGUGGACGAAUUUGUUGUCUUGAAAUGUAGAGCACUUGGCAAACUCUUUUUCACUCACUCCGACAUGCCAUAUAACGACGACGCAAACCGUCUACGGAAAUCAGCAGAAUUUAUUAAAUUCGAUCGAAAUUAUAGCAACUUUUAAAGUGGAAUGCACAUCUUUGCGUGCCGGAAUUAAUUUGAGGAAGGUAGAAAACGAAGCGGCUGGUUUUUUGAGAGUUCUAUUUCAUUUAUUGGCACCCAAAUAGCAUAAACUUUGAACUGUAUGCUUCAUUGAGGUGUGAUGAGUCCUCGAUGUAAUCUGAAAGAGAGGACGAAAACACACAACUAAAUUUAACAUUUGUGUUGUAGUAAUCAUAUGUGUAUGUUGUCCAGAGGCUGCGGAAAACACCAUUAGUUUAUUUAAAUUGGAAUUAGUAUCCUACUGUGCAUUUAAAAAAUUCGUUUAAAUGCAUAAGAGCACCGUAAAUGGACUUCACACGCUACUUAAGUAGUGACAGGUCCUCUGCGUAAUAAUGGAAAGAGAUACUGGGGUCAUUUUGCCUCAUGCCAGUCGGUAAUGCCACCGGUGGAUCCUCGGUCAACGGGAUCCAUCUUCUGAGAAACGACGGGGAUCACAGAUGAUAACUGAAGACCCCCAAUCCCACGUUCUAGCGCUUUGCUCUAAAUACAGGCGGGUAAUAGACAACAUAACGAGGCGCUGUCGGAUACUAUUGAUAGGUAAAAAACGGCAACUAAAAUUCAUCUGCCUGCGGCAGUAUCUGUCAAACCCAGGAUAUCGUCGAUGGGGUUUUUUAAACCCAAACUUAGAUUCAAGAUACUGCGCAAUUUUGGCUAAGAUACAGGUUGCCGCGACGCAAAUACAUGAAAUAACUCCUAUACGGAGGCCUGGCGAUAUCUGAGUGUAGGUGAGAUAACUCAUGAAAUGUCAGCCGAUAUUUCGAAAUGAGUUUCCGUUUCGAAAAGAUUAAUUAGGUAAAGUUGUAAAACUAAUCAUCCGGCAGUAUAAUCCUAUGAUAAUCCAGUUACCGAAGGCGAUAGGCCUUCAAAUGCACUUCAUUUCGACUUCAUGCAAGAACUAUACUCUUCAAAAAAGUGACCACAUAAGUUGCAUGCACUUUUCUCAUUGAUUUUCUAUGCCCUUAAAAAUUCAGCUAUAUUUUGUAGAAAAGAUGCAUUCAUUCUUUUGCUUAUUCGAUAGAAACUGGUGACUUUUUCCAAUUUUAUAUUCAAAGAAAGGGUAUAAUUCAGUUCUAAAAAAGUUUCGAAUUGUGAGAUUAUUUAAUACUGUGAAAUGGCCCUUCAUAAAACGUCAUGUCUCUGCAUUUAUCAAUGUGGCUUGCAAAGUUAACAAUGUGGCUCAAAUACACGGCCUAAUUUUAUGACCCCUAUAGGGCCCCCUUUUAUUACCGUAGAGAAAUGUGUGGUUUUCCAUACGCGGAAAUUAUACGGUUUUUAGUUUGGGAACCCUAAAUACAAGUGUAACGGCAGGUCGGGUUCAAAAUUAUUCGGGAAUUGGAAAAGUUUCUGAAAAGCGAAUUAUACACUUUCGUAGAGUAUAAAAUUGUAAGAAGACGUACGUUGCCCUCGAAUGAGCAACCGAAUGAAUAUUCUUAUUCAUAUUUUGCAUGAAAUAUAAUUGAAUUUUUAAGGGCAUCGAACAUCAAAUCAACAAUUAGAUGCUAAUAAAAGCGAAGAGACGAGGCAAAGGCAGAUAAGGGUGGUUCAGCCUGUUAACAUGAUUGCAGCAGUGGAAUCAAUCCUUAGUCAGACGGAGUCAACAGAGGAGACGAAGAGCCUCAUCCGACACCAAGUUUCGUCUCUCCUAAUGGCCCACAGGUCGCGGGAAUUUCUUUUCCAAGGUCGAACGUGACGCGCUUAGAGAACUCAAGGCCGACAAAGACCUGGUCAUCGUGCCAGCGAACAAAGGACACGCCACAGUUGUACUCGAUAAGACAGACUACCUUCAAAAAGCCAAGGGUUUGCUGGAGGACCGACAGUUCUACGUCCCAUGUGAAACGAACCCUUUAAAGGCGCUGACACGCGAAAUUAAUGCUAGGUUGUUGGCCUUGGAGGACUCAGGUGCAAUAACACCGACCAAAAGACGCAUGGCGACACCCCAAGAUACGGCUUUGGCCCGAUUCUAUGGCCUCCCUAAGGUAAACAAAGACGUCACUCCUCUCUGGCCCAUCGUUUCGCUCAAAGGUACUCCAACGUACGGACUGGCUAAGUGGCUGUUCCGGCGUCUCAAGUUCCUGACUGUUGAGUCAGACACCACAGCCUCCUCGUCAGCACAAUUCCUGGAGAAACUCAGAGGGGUAAGCAUCCAUCCAAAUGAGGUCAUGGUAUCUUUUGAUGUUACAUCCGUUUUACUUUUAUUCCCCAGGACCUGGCGAUCGAGAAAAUCGAGCUGCUUCUACAAAGCACAUACGAUGAAACGGAGAAUCGUCUUGGACGCGCCCAAGUACUUCAGCUCACGAAGUUCUGUCUCGACGUAUUCCACGUUCGACGGGACAAUCUACGAACAGAUGAAGGGCACGCCAAUGGGUUCGCCGAUUUCGGGAUUCAUCGCCGAGGCAGUCCUGCAACGGUUAGAAUCGUUGGUCUUCCAACACCACAAACCGAAGUUCUGGGCCCGGUAUGUGGAUGAUACCUCCGUUGUUAUCGACCGAGAUCAACCGCUGACAUUCAAGGAACGUCUAGGAGGAGUAAUUGGCAGCGCGGGGAGUGCACAGACGAACACUUUUCUCAACACGAGGGUCGAUGCGUCAGAUGGUCGAGCAAUCAUCACACCAACAUCCAAGGCACGUGAUGAAAUUGCAGCAAUUAACGACGCGAAUGUCGGCCAUCACGCAACGUGCAACGAUCCCUGAUGAAGGGAAUGAGCCGUGGAUAUUCGUAGGUAUGCGGUAGCAUGGCUACUGCAUCUUAUAAAUACUGCAGCCGCAUAUGCAUGAACCACCCUUAUCUGCUUUUGCCUCUGAUGAUGGAUUCGAGCAGAAAUCCGAAACGUCAGGCCCCGGCGAUCGUGCCUUCUUCUUCAGUUACAUGCUACUCAUGUAGUCGUGUUUUAUAGAGUAAAGUUCUUGCAUGAAGUCGGAAAGAAGUUCAUUCGAAAGCCGGCUUUCUGAGGUAACUGGAUUAUUAUAGAAUUACGCUGCUGGAUGAUGAGUCUUACAACCGUACUUAAUUAAUCUUUUGGAAGCAGAAACCAAUUUUGAAAUUUCAGCCGGCUUUUCAUGAGUUAGCCUUCCUACUGUAACCUCUAAAUUGCACUUGAAAAUAAAGAUAAUGGAGUACCAACAAAGGCAAGGAAGAACGAAAUUGCAAUUUCUGGCUUAUUAGCCGUCAUAAACCAUUUACAUUUAAUCCCGGGUGUAAACCAUACUGGGAUUCGAAGUUCGGAUCAGUGGUCAUUGGAUCAAACGUUCUACUAAUGAGCCACGGGAUCGUUUUUCUGUCGACUGCGAUCGGGAAAUGGUCAUUCCGGUCUCUCUUGUCUUUGUCCGCACUUCGUUAUCCGCAUAUGUUACUAGCAGCUUAGGAAAUGAAUUCCGGGUCUUCCUGUAACACGGUUGUUUUCUGGAUUGCAUAAUCGGGAAUGAGCUUCUUUGUGGUGGUGGUGGUGGUGGUGGUGGUGGUGGUGGUGGUGGUGGUGGUGGUGGUGGUGGUUCUAGGAAAUUUGGCUGCAUUUUAUCUAUAUAGUAAACAAUUUUCAUAGCUGUUUGUGUUGUAGGGGUGGCGGAUAGGAUGUUAAAAAGCCCAGUUUGAAGUAAACACCUGUGCUUUACAUAGCAUCUAGGUAUUUUGGACAGAAACCUAAGAAACGUCACUGUUGGCUUAGGAUUGGAACGAUCUAUAUUGCAGUACUUUUCGGAAACGAGAGCAAAUAUGUAAGAAAAAGAAAAGUAGAUUUCAUACGCAACUUGACAGUUCGACCGUCGAUUUUGACGAUGUCCACGGUGUACGCAAUAACAGGGUGACAGCAGUGAUGGUGAAUUGCGCGUGAAUUAGUUUAUAGUGAUGGCGAGCUUGCGCAGCACAUAUCGCACUCCCCCUUUCCCCACCUGAGUCCGGUGUCAAGACAUAGUCAAGAAGACAGGAGGCGGAAGAGGAUGGUUGGCGCAGCCUGGCCGUCCCUAGGCGUGCCGUAGCACGCUACGUAAUUAGUGAUUAGUCCUCGACGUGAUGCAAGAAAUGGGUACUGGGGACACUGUGCGGCUUCCUGUCGAUCGGUUACUCGGUCAGGUCAUUCAACAGCACCCAUUGCUACAGGUGAAAAUGUAGGUUUGCGGACAUGGCGAAGAUCACGGAUGAGAACUGGAGAUGCCCCAUUCUCCAUUCUGUCCUCUUGCUCUCCCCGCUGGAUAGGAGGCGGGUGAUGGAGGACAUAAAAAGGCGCCGUCGCAUGUCAGAGAUAGGCGCAAAAAACGGCAAGUGAAAAUUAGUUGUCUGGGAUAUCAUUGAUCGAGUUUAUCAAAAUAAGACUUUAUUACUAGCAUACAACCAAAUUUUGGUCUCAAUGUAGGACGCCAUGGUGCAAAAACCUAACAUUAUUCCUUCACAGAAAACUGGCGACCAAACAAACUGGUAUAGAUUCAGUCAUAGUACGUCUUCCUUUCAGUCGACACCUAGAUUAACGGUGUAUUUCGGACUUUAAUAUUCCAGUAAUUACAAAGACUUCUGAGGCUUCACUAGAAAACUGGGUCUGAGCGCCUUCUGGGAAAUAGAGUGGAACCCGCAUAGGUUGCUAUAAAUCGUUAACUAUAAGACUAAUUUUCGAGUGACCGGUAAGAAAGCAUUGGUGGAAUCUUAACUUUUGGAGUAUUUCGACGUUUACAUAGAAUUGGCCCUCAUAUUUUGGCAUUGAGAUACAAUUGCUUUUAGCCUAAUCUUUACACGACUGCCUGUAAGGACUUUAGACUGAACCUCUAGACGGGGCGAACAUGCCCCGCAAAUUGCUCAAUGAACGCCAUUUUGUCCCACUUGCAAAUCCCCCUCAAGUAAUCGGCAUGCGUUUUCUUCACUGGUCAUGACAUAAAUUCAUCCAUAUGCCUAGCGCAUUUCUUUCGUCUGGAAUUUAAAGUGAAGACGCAUUUCGUCUUCUGAUGCCUCAGUAAUUGCUAGAGCUUUGUAGGCGUUAACAGGAGGAUUCGGUCUCCUGCGACACUUAAAGGUCCUAAAUACUUUUCGCGUGCAUCCCAGACGUUCCUAGUCGCCAGGAGCUCUCUUAACAGGGAACCCGAAACCACAAGAGCGGGAUUAUUCGUCUCUAGUAGUAAAUAGAAGUUAGUAAGUUUGCCCAUUAGAGUAUUUAACUUGGAAUGAGUUAUCUUUCGGUAUUUGUGCCAAAUAAGAUUAAACAUAUAACCGCACUGAACAUAUAUUUCAGGUUCUGGCCAAUUAAUAGUUAGUCACCAGUGUAAUUUAAAGGGGGAUGUUGGGAAAAUCCCCCAGCUAGUAGUCAAAAUCUUGCUGUAAUAGUGUCUCAUGGUAAUUGACAAUGUAACACAAAAAGGUUUGCCCACCUACUGAGGAAACACGAUGACGCCCAAACAGCUUUUUCGGCUUUUCCCCGUCAAUUCGCCUCUAAAAAUAACUGUAAGGAUACAAACAGUGCGCUUACCGUGGAACGUCCAGGGGUUGAGUAUUCCAUCGCCUUUGCUAAUAAACAAACUCCCAUAUUUCAGCACCUAAAGGCGGUUGUACACUCAUGUGCAGUCAGCGACAUAUCUCAUGAAAUGUUUGUCGAAAGUAUGAAGGACGCUAUCGAUUUGUAAGGAUUGCCUAAGUGGGGUUGUAUGUUGACCAUCUUGUGGCCUAACCCCGUAAUAUAUCAGACAUGUCAGAAUGGUUUUGGAAUGCAAAAUUAUUCAGGGGUUAAAGCAUUUGUAAAACACCAGCCACAUCAUUUUUUCUAGAAUAUAUUUCUAACGCGACAUUAUUUGCUACCGAAUGAGUACAAGGGGUAGUAUUUUUAGAGUUUUUCUGUAAAAUACAUUUGAAUUUACAAGGGCUGUAAAAAUCAAUAGUGAAAUGCAUAAUGCUUAAGUAAUCAUUUUAACCGACUGUGAUUGCCCCUGAUGGUCGAAAACAAAGGCCAGCACCCUGGCCUGUCUGAAAUAUUAUAGGACUACGUCGCAAAAUAAUCAAUAGUAAACUUAACUUAUCCCUCCUUAUUGAAAACUAAUUUCAGAAUUUCAGUUGAUAUUUAACGAGACCGGUUAGUGACUGUAUACGACUGGCUGAAACUGAUUUCAGAGUAUACGGGGGAGCGACCGACUUUCCGAAGUCAUUUAAUACUUAACCCCCUUGCCCCUACAUCAGAUGGUAAGUGUGUGGUGAACAUGAGUGAGAAAAUUUAAUUGUCUGGACUUCAAUGUGGUAUGGGGAACUGCAGGUUGUUUUUAUGCUAUACAAGUUCGCCUUAACUGACCCAAAACGGUUUUCAUGGUUAAGAGCAGGUUCAUUCCAUUUUAUCAUAUGCAAUGUAAUUUAACCGAUCAUCGUUCAUAGGCAUAUUAAGAUGGUAAAAAUCUCUUUAGUUGUCUGCCUCAAAAACUUUUUUCAUCGAUCGUAAAAUUACCUAGGGUUUGAGAAGAACUGAACAUUUUUUUCAAUGCAAAUCUCAGUCAACGAAAAUAUUCUGCGGACGCUUAAGCUAGUGAUAUUCCGAGAGACCAGAGCCAAAAAAUUAUGAUGGUCAGAGUACUUUUCUAAGUCAUUUUUUACAAGUACAUCCUAUGUGAAUUUUGCGGCAUGCCUUUCUUUGCGCGUAAUAUGAGCGUCGCUAUUUAAAGCGUCUAAUGAUCAAAGAAAAGGCUGGCACAACACACCAGGGGUAGAGCUCUUUUGGUUGGUUCCAAAUAAUUCUUUAUGACGCAAAUGUGCAAAACUCGGCGCCUCGGUUAGUUGGCUGAUGAAUACCUACCGAUUCAGAAUUUAUGGCGCCUUGUGUAUCUUACCAGAGACUUGUUAGGAUCUUUUCCGAAUGAGGGCUUCAAUUAACGUCUCGGGACAGUCGGCCACCACGACAAAGCAAAUCGGCGACGACGAUGCUUAGCACAAAUAAGAGAGGAUUUAUUUCUCAUCAUUAUUGAUAUCCUUGUUCAAAAAUGGAUCAUUAGUAGACGGUGUUAAACAAAGCUCACAUUAGCUGGCAUGCUGUCGACAUUUCCUCCAAAAGAAGUCGCGCAUUCAGAAUUUCUAGACACGGAAACAUUGUUCUUCCGUAAUAAAUUUGCACAAGGCAGAUGCGGCUAAAUUUGCAGAAUUUACUGAGGUCAUGGAAUUUCACGAAUUAUUUUUAAACUGCAUAGGGUAACUGCAUAUCAAUAGGACGAAUUCUUCAUUCGGAAAACGGCUAAAGGGAUUUAACCUUAUAGGCAAGUACAAAUGAAGAAUAUUGGUCUGACAUGCCGGUGGAUAUGUUGUGAUGGGGAGGAGAGAGAAAUUUGCUUAACUGAUCUACUGAUUAUCUUAUUUUUGCCCUCAGCUUUCAUUUCAGAAUCUGCGGAGUCAGUUGACCCAGUUGCCACGCGCACUUGCGUGCGCCCAAUGCAUUUGUAUCCGAAACUACAUCUAACCUCAUAAAUACACCUGGAUGGAGCGUGCACAGACAGAAGGUUUUACUCGAUUCGACAUAGAAUAGGGCCACGCAGCUUACGAGACACAACUGAAUUCGCCGAUUCCGUGAGACAUGCAAAUCCUAAUGGGAAAACGAUGCGGUCCCUAGACGUCUCGUCCUUGUUUACAAACAAUCCUUCUACGGAAACAAUAUAGUUUUAGGUGGCAAGAUUGUAAGGCUAGAUUUCCAAAGCGGAAUGGCGAUCGGAGUGUCCAAUUCAGAUUCAACGGUAACUUUUGCGGCCUGAUCGACGGCGUGGAGAUGGGAUUAUGCCUUUGACCUCUACCUCCGUCGAAUUAUAAGGAACCUUUAUACCUUUGCUGGAUAGGUUGAUGAGAUUUUCGAAAUAGUGAAUGAAAGGAUUGAUUUGAAUGUGCUCCAGCGAAUCAGGCUCAUCCAAUAUUGACCUUCAACUUGAAAAAAGAGAGUCGAGACUGUCUCUUCUUUCUGAACGUCCUGCCUAAUCGAAUGCCGGAUGAAACAGUUAGUAGAAAUGUAAAUCACAAGCCAGAAACGAAGCUUUGUCCUCUGCCUCACAAACCGAUCUAGGAGAAUAUGCACUUCUGAUAGGUUUGAAAAUGAACUCCCAACUAUAUAAAACACUGAGAAAAAAAUGGCUAUCCCGAAAACUUCAGCAGCAAAUAUGUUGUUGUGACAGCGGCAGAGAGGAAGGAAUUAUUUCUUGCAAUGCCCUUUCGAGGGGACCCCAUGAGCGAAAUCCUACAUCGCUGCCUAAAUGCCGUAAUAAUUCAGACGUACCCAGUCGCUAAGACAAGACUGGUUUUUCACAAGUAUCCCGCCCUUUCGCCUUGAAUAUAAGGACAGACUGCUUGUGAAGACCUCUUUAAUGUGCAUGUACGCCUUCACUUGCUGUUGUGGGACAGGUUAUAUUGGUCGAAUAACCAGGUGUCUAUCCAAGCGGAUGCGAGAGUACCAUCCUGCGUGGCUUCAUCAAAGUGGAGAAAAGUCCAUUUUUGGCGCAAAUGUGGCCCACCUAGUUGACAGUGGCCACUGGGUAGAGGUCAACUAAGCAUUCCAAGUCAUCUACAAAGUACCGUCGAGACACUCCAAGUUCCUGCGUCAGCGAACACUUGCGACAGCAAAAGUAGUGGCCAUAAGGUCAGCCAACCCAACCUUUUGUCCGCGUAAAGCGUUCGUACGGGCGCUAAGGCUCCCCUGAGCAAAGACAAACUAAGCAUAAGUGUUGAUACCCACAACUACUGGUCAGAAGCCUCUCCCUACCCCUCCCUAAGAACCUGAAAACAUUAGAAUUUGACCUCUAAUUUCCGAACCCCCCCCCUAAAUCCUUUCCCCCAUACUGACUUUAUUGGCUGUUUACUUUUGCUAUUCUGCCCUCCCUUAUAUUAAUGUACAGUCCUUCUGAUGGAUAAUCGAAGGCGUACCUUUGCCGGACUUGGCUCCUUGAAUGUUCACCUGGGUAUCGUCGCUGAACUAACCGGAAGAGCCAUGGUGGUGCUUACGAAAAGCAAAUGUGAAUGCCUGUUAUGUUGUAUAUCAUAGUCUUCGUUUGGUCACGUUUGACACAUAACCUGGCAUUUUAGCACGGAUAUUUCUAAAGUAUUCUCUUAUCUGGGAUGGCGAUAUUUACUGAUGGGUACCUCCGAACGCCCAUUUCAUGGAAAACAGUCUUUCACGCGACUGCCCUAUUCAUCAAUCUAUUUAAGGAACAUAUUCUAAUGGUUCUGUUGAGCAGGCGGAAAAUUAAGUUUUGUUUUGUCUGAAUGUGAAUGGAUUUGAGAAAUUGUAGGUACCAUCCAUUUCAAUUGGUUUUUACUUAGACGAAUCCAUUAAGAAAACCGUCAGAAAGAGUAUGGUUUACGUCCGGGGCCAUUUUCUAUAAGGAGCGAUUGUGUUGAGGAAAAGAGCCGAGCAUCCAAGAACUUUGUAGUAUCACAAAUUCUGAUCCUCCAUACCGUUCCCAAUUAAAAGGGGACACUAUUUUUACCACUUAAUGAGUAUAAUAAAUACAUUUACCACCCAUUUGGAGGCAUUGUCAAAAAGUUAUUCCAUUGUCGUAUUUUUCUUCCAAUGAAUACUUUAAAGGUUCUUGACUAACCUAACGCAGCAGCCCCCGAGAGGUCUUUUUAUUCCUUUCUCUGGCACCUACAAAUAAAUAACGCCAGUCAUUUACUUUGAGGACAGUGAAGUGACCCCGGGCGUAAACCAUACCCCUACCAAACCGUUUGCUUACCCCUGUACAAGAACGUCCAAGAAAGGCAAUAUGUCGCUCUUCUCAUGCUGAAGCAGGCAUGCAGGGCAGGAUUUAAUGGUACCAAAAAAAUUCCCGACAACUUGUCGGCUGCGUCCCGUCACUUCUUAAGUUAGAUAACGAGUGGGAAGAAUACAACAGAUUUCAAUUCGUGCAGAAAAUCAAUGCAGAAACAGCAAGAUCAUAGUUUUGGGUAAAGCUGGCUAAUCGAUAAAGUUAGUAACUCAAACAUCGUAUGGGAAGAAUAGUGGAAAAACGGGGGGCAUUAACGAGCAAAAAAGAGAUGGGAAGUGAAAAUCAUGUAGCUGGAGGUUGCCAUGGCAAUUUUAGGCUAACCACGUGUUCCAACUGUUUACAACGAUCUGAUUUCACCUGCCGUAUAUAGGCCGCCUCUAGGUAACGCAAUGUCAGAGUUGUUCGUGCCCGAACAAGUACUCGGAAGGAAGUUUUGGGUCCACGGAGUGACCACUAUCAAGCAGGUGUUUCGUAAUGAAUUAACGCGGGAUUUUAUUCUCUUGCUGUAGGAGCGAUCUGGGCAAGUGCGCAAUAGACCUGGCUGUCAAAUGCCUUUGUGUUCGCCCACUGUACUUGCAUCCGCAAGUGCAUUUGAAUUCAUAAACACAAACUGGCAUUGGCGUGCAUUGGCAAGGCAUCCUUCGCCCGUGUUAUCGGAAGAGGCCUGCAUAAUACGAGGUCGGCUGCAUUGUAUGUCGUUUCAAUUGCGGAACGCAGCCGUCGUUUGAUAGUAUUUAAAAUAUUGUCGUCUUUAAAGGGCAAAGAUCUAAAAACGCGACAGAGCUUUCCUGAGGUGUGCAAGUUCUGCAUUCAGUGUGUCAUUGGAGCAAAUAUUCCUAGCCCUUUGGAAAAGAGCGUAUACCAAGUUACGUUUCCAUUGUAUGGGUACAAAACUUAAAAAAUGCAAGUAAUGUCUCUUCCAAAUAUUCUUGUAAAAAACGGAACGCCUUAUGGAGCCAUCUUCCUGUCUAAACAUAAGAAAGUCCAGAAAGGGUGGUUGAUUGAUCUGUUCCUUCUCCAUUGUACAAUUCAUCCUUGGAUGUAGCUUAUUCAUAAUAGGAAGCAAUUCUUCAACCUCCUUAAUGUCUUCAACAAUAGCGAAAACAUCAUCGACUUAUCCUUUGUGGAGUGGCAGCAUAUUCAAUUUCGCGGACACUUUUUCUUCUAGAUGACCCCUAAAGAUGUCAGUAAAGGUAGGGACGAGAGGACUUCCCAUCGCCACUACGUCAAUUUGACUAUAUAAUUUUCUAUUAAAAAGAAAUUGAAUCCUCUUUGUGCACAAUUUCAAUGCCUCUCGUAGUGUUUCAGGUGACAGACAAGUUUCAGAUGCAUGGGUACAUAUGAUGUCUAUUUUUUCAAGCUCUUCUCAUGAUUAAUCGUAAAGUUAGUAUUUGCAUAUGCCUUUUCAUAGUCUUGAGUAACGAUUCGCCGUUCAUUCGUGCUAUUGACGUUCAUGUGCCGUCUCUAAGAAGUGACUCGCUGUAAGCUUUGGGUUAAUUUUCGCUUGGGGCUUGACAUGAAAAUUCCUGCUAGGACCGACUCCAAUGGACUGUCCAUAUUUAUAUCGUUGCUCUGUCUAUCCAACUGCCCAUCGAAGAAGAGCUGUUCAAUCUUGCCUCAUGAUCGCAGUAGUCGCCGAAGUUGACCUAGCACAAGCAUUUUUCAGUAGCGUGCUCACAACUUAUGUAAGUGGCUUCAUGCAGCGACACGUUUGUGAACAGGCUCUGGUUGGCAUCGACACCGUUUAAAUCCCUUUCAGUUAACAUGCGGCAGUUGCGUAGCCAACAGCAACUACCUCUGGCAAUCGCACCAGGUUCCUCUGGAUUUGGACUUCUGGAUGACCAUUUUUCGCUCAUUUAGCAGAAAACCACUUUCUCCAGUUUCAUUCAGUCAAAAUUCCAAAGCUAUGGGUGCAGCUAAGCCUCUGAUACUGCACAUACAUUAAACUUAGGGCGAAUCUGGUGAAAUAAGACCUCUCUAAUAUGCUCUCCAGUUGACUCGACUAUGAUGUGGAUUUUUCUGGAAAAGUGGGAAUAAAAUUCAAAAAAACCUAAGGGAAUCUAGAAUAUAGUUUAAUGGAAUUUCUAAGCAAUAUAAACGAACAACGCCUGAUUAAUUCUGGUUUGGUGCCUCCAAAUCGGAAAUUAGAAAGAAUGGUCUUCCGAAAAUGAAACUGCCAGGCCUGUACAGCUACGUCGGUUUUUAGUGCCUACUAUACGACACACAUCUACACACUAGAGUAGGUGUGUUAAUUCAUCAAAUGUCAACCGAAAUUCCGAUUUGCGUUUUCGUUUCGAAAAGAUUAAUUUAGUAGAGUUAUAAAACUAGUCAGCCCGCAACAAAAUUCUAUAACAUUUCAGUUACCUCAGGAUGCCGACUUUCGAACGAACUUCCCUCUGACUGCAUGUAAAAACUGCACUCUGCAAAAAUGACUACUUAAGUAACAUGCAUUUUACUCAUUGAUUUUCGAUUACCGUAAAAGCCCAAUUAUAUUUCAUGGAAACAAGCAUAAAAAUAUUCACUCUUUCAUUCGUUCAGCAGAUAACUACGACUUUUUUAAUUUUACAUUCGAAUGCCGGACAUAAUUUGGUUUUAAAAACGUUUCUAAUUGUGGGACUUUUAAAUGCCGUGAAAUGGCCGUUCAUAAAACGUCAUGCCUCUGCAUUUGUCAAUGUGGCUUUCAAAUUUAACAAUAUGGGUCAAAUUCACCGCUAGAAUUUAUGAAACCUAUACGGUCCCCUUUAUUACCGUAGAGAAAUGUGUGGUUUUCCGUACGCGGAAAAUAUACGGCUUGUAGUUUGGAAACCCUGAAUCCAAGUGUAACGGCACAGCGGGUUCAAAAUUAUUCGGAAAUUUUUUUUAAAACCGAAUUAUACCUUUCCUUCGAGUAUAAGAUGGGAAGAAGAUGUAAUUUUCUACCGAAUGAACAAAAGAGUGAAGGUUUAAAUGCAUGUUUUCCAUGAACUAUAAUUGCAAGCCAAUGAGAAAAGGUAAUGCUACUUACGUAGUCAUUUUUUACACAGUGUAGUUUUUGCAUGCAGCUGGAGGGAAAUUCAUUCGGAAGCCAACAUCGUGAGGUAACUGGAAUAUUAUAGAAUUAUGUUGCAGGCUGACUAGUUUCACAACUCUACUUAAUUAAUCUUUUCGAAACGAAAACGCAUUUCGGAAUUUCGGUUGACAUUCCAUGAGUUAUCCCACCUACUGUAUAUUGGCAUCCGUACAAUAGACCAAGGCUUGGUGUGCUGGGCCAACAAGGGGGCUGGAUCAGAACGUGACACGCGUUACUAGACAGCACCCAUAAUAAAUUGCGUACAUAGGGAUGUGGUGGCAUACCUAUGCGCAGACCCACACCGCACCCUGUCCGAUCCUACCUCCGGUUUUCUUGCUUCCGUCUUCACAUCGGGCCAGGUGAGUGGGGGAAAAGAGAGUGCAGACGAAAUAGCGCCUAGAAGCGAGGAGAAGAGUUCGGGGAAACAGUCGUGGAGAAGGGGACACGAUCGCUGGGACAAGAGCUUUUUUCGCCUGACGUUUCGGAUUCCUGCUCAAAUCCAUCAUCAGAGACAAUAGCAGAUGCGGCUGGUUCAUGCACUAGGAACUGUAGGAUUUAUAGGAUUCAGUCGCCGUGCCACAGCAUGCCAAUGAAUAUUCACGGUUCUCCCCCGCCUUUAUCAGGGAUCGUUGCACUUGGCGUGAUGACUGGUUGAUGGCCGUUGAUCGCUGCAAUUUAAUCACGUGUGUUGGAUGUUGGUGUGAUGAUUGCUCGACCAUCCGACCCAAUGACCCUGGCGUGGGCACCAGUGUAUACCUGUGCGUUCUCCGCGUGGUUAGUUACUCCGCCACCCGUAUCUGCUUUUGUCUCUAAUGAUGGGUUCGAGCGAGAAUCCGAAACGUCAGGCGAUCAAAGCUCUUGUCCCAACGAUCGUAUUUCCUUCUUGACGAUACAGCGUCUGUCUACUUUUAUUUUAUUUCAUGAGCAAAGCAUCGCCCCUAUUCCUAUAUCCUGUGGGAAACAUGAAGGAAAAGUUCGGAAACGGUGUCUUAAUAUGAUGUAUUAGACAAUAUUCGACGUGUGUGUCACUACUCCCGAUCCUUGAUCUGUCAAUUUGUUGGUUCCUGUAUUUGUGCCGACGAACAACUUUGUCAUCCAUUCAUUUGAAUACACCUUUUUCUGUUGCCUUAUCAAAUAUUUGGCCGAACCGCCAAUUCCUCGCUUGGUGAGCCCCUACAUUCCAUUACACAGCCAGAUUCCUUCACGCCAGCCAUGCUGACUGCGUGCUAAGAAAGUGAUUUGCAAGGGUCCUUAAUGUUUCUAUGUUGGUUAAGUUCGUCGUCUAUAACCUGUCGGAUCAUGGUAGCAUUCGAAAGGCCCACGCCUAAGAAGUCGAGAGUGAAUAUGCCUUCCACAUGACAAGGAUCUUCUCCGCAGAAGAACCUGAAAGUGCUUCGAAAGUGACAGAUGACGUCCGAGUCAGCGGUGACGCCGUACUAGGCGACUGUAAGGACACUUGCUACAGCCAGGGCUCAGAAUUAUUCCACACUUCCCAUAGACCUCCUGCUUCUGUAGAGCACAUCUCACCCUCCAGGAGAGACUCCCAGUCCUUAUUCUCUUGAACGAUGACUCUGCCCUUAAGUUAACUUUUUAAGGCGGGACUGGCGGUCCCCUCGGAAGAGCGGAUUCGACGAGUGUCGCUUGGCUUGCCACAUAAUAAGAGUAGGACGCCUCAACAUUUGCGCACAACUACAAUCGGAAAAUAGUCGCUCUUCGUGCGUAAAAUGCCCUGACCCCCUCACGCACCAUACGCACCUAGAAUUUCGCUUCUCUUUGGCGUUGAUGUCUUCUAGGAAAUUGCCCUGGCUAUAUACUUUACUCAGCAUUUUCCGGUGGACGAUGCCUGACUUGGCUUGUUAUGGCGAAGAUAAGUUUUAUUUUGGACGGCGUACUUGCAUAUAGAGGCAUUGUCAGAGGAAGUUCCAAAGGAAUUUAUUCUUUCCGCACCCUGUUCGGCUCUAAUUAGUAGAAAAUCCCGUUCACAAGCGAAGUACUUAUAUUUGUAUUCUAAUGUUGUAUGUCUGUUUAGAAGGCUUUCCUUGUUGAAUGACUGUUAUUUGAAAGUGUUCGUUUCCAUGACAUUUUUUGGUUCAGCGCUGAAGCGUGCAUGCUCUCGGAAUGGACGUUUAGUGUCCCGGGGCAGUGUAGAGAUACGAGAUAUAUGUGACCGGUGUGGGCGACGACUGGAAAUGCGGCCGCCCUGAGUCGAAGGCAGUGCUGCCGACCACUAUCAUUGGGAUGUUUGGGGGCUUGUCCAAGGCCCUACUGCCUCAAGGUCCUGUACACUUUCAGCAAAUGGUUCCAAACGCAUUGACCUGCAGCUGCUGGGAAAACUUCGGCUGGAACAUCCCUUGCGCCCACACGGUCGCAAAUGCCCAUGCGGCACUUGAACACACCGCAACUUGUCCAAUGCAUCACACAUCAGUUGGACAACACUUGGACUUAUUCCCUUCAAACCUACAAAAGAAAGUGCCGCCAUUUGUCCGACUCCCUUUCUCUCUCAGGCACUACCUAACACCCUCAGCUAAUGCCAUGGCUCCUGUCAAUAGCCACCGUUGCUUGAGAGUGCAACUCAGGGUUCCGUAUCCAUAAAUCCUUCAUUCUGGCGACUUCUGUCUUUUCCAACAACUCCGGUUUUUCCCUGAAGAUUAUAGCUCUUCGAGUACUUACGCCACUUAGGCGCUAGGCCAUCUCUGAUGCGGGAUUAGUUCUGGUGGGCUUUUACGGAUGGGGCACGUGCAAACAACUAAAAGUGCAGAAAUUGGGGAGAGGCAAGAAUAGCUAACCUUCGAGCAUUUGUACAAGUUGUUUAAAUGAUUACGUAACUCGUAGUGAAGUUACGUGUGAUUUAAGGGAAGUUAAAGUCUUUGCCAACGGAAUUUCGGAAAGCGAAAACAGAAUUACGGUUUGGAGGCCAAGUUCACGCCAGCUGAAUCUGUCGAGCACAAACCAAUCGAAUGUAGAAAACCAUAAGGCCAUUUAGUUGCAUUUCCGACCGCAAUAACCGAAAUGCUUCUAGUGAAUACCCCGUUCGUAAUUUUCUGCUAGUGUACUGAGACACUUCUAUACAUACAGAAACUAGGGUGGAGGUCUAGGCGCAAAAAUAGACUACAUUCUAUAAAACGUGUUCAACGAGGCGGCACCUAUGGGAGAAGGAUACACCUGUCGAAGGAGACAACCUUCCGGCUGGGAUGGCAGCCGCCAAGACCUGGGGUGUCCUGAAGAUAGCUCUCUGCCGUAUUUAAAGAUUGUCAAUUCGUAAAAUUGAUGACACAUUUGAAUCCGCCCUUGUGAUUGGCAGAGGUAUGUGUUGGGAAUAAGUUAAGCAAACGAGAGCUAACUAUGUUCCCCUUAACAAAUUUUGUGGUCUUGCUGUUGUUGGUUAGAAUUCUGGUCAUUUGCUGUGUGGCCAACGGGGGGGUGGGGAGUGGAGGGUCAAGUUGGGGACUCGGUGGCGACAUCCAAUUGCACGCUCCUCCUACCCUCGGUCUUCUUGACGCUGUACUUGACACCGAGACUAGGUGGGGGAGGAGAGGGUGCGGUAGAUGCUGUGCAAGUCCAGUAUCACUAUAAACUAAUUCACGCACAAGUCACUGUCCACCGUGAGGUGGAGCACACAGUGGAUAUCGUAAGCAACGACGGUCGGGCUGUCGGUGGUGGCGAGGAUGACCAUGGUGAGGAAUAAGGUGUCGAUGAUAAAGAUGAUGAAAACAAGGAGGGGCAGUGCCGGGUCCGGCUUAAAGCUCGCAGGUACCGCGGGGUGCUUCCUGUAAUAGUCAGUGUUGCGUUAUCGACAGCGAAUUCGUCACAUAUGCCUUGGUCGUGGCGAGGAGGUGACGUCUGUCCACCUGAUUCACCAGAGCUUCAGCAUGGAUUACAUCCGACUUGCCAGUAGAAAGUUAGUCACUAUUAGAAAAUUUUCGUCUUCACAAAAUUCUCUAAUAACCUGACUCAAAGUUUUCCUACCACUGAUAAGCAAACUCACCCCACUAGAGUGCAGGCAAAGCAACUUGCAACCUUUUGCCUCUGGAGGCUAAAAUUGUGGACAACUGAAGAAGAUGGAGACCCAGAAGCUGAAGAUGCGGUCACUGGAUGAAGACAUUUACUGGCCUGACGUUUCAGAUUCUCACUCCACUUCAUCAUCAGAGACAUUCGCAGAUAAAGGUGGUGGCACAGGGAAUACAGCAUUUAUAGCACGUGUCUGCCGCGGGACCAUAUGCGACACUGUAAUUAACAGCUCUCGCAAUCACCGCUAGGGUCGUAAUUGAUGCGGUGGUGGCUUAUCAGUCCGAGUCCGAGUCGUUAAUGGCCGUGAUUUCGUCAUCCGUGCUGGGUGCUGGUGUGAGGAUUGUUCGGCAAAUUGCCUCACUGUCACUGAGAUAAUUGCUCGCCCGCGCCCUCCCCACGUGAAUGAUUCCAUGCUCAGGGAAAAUCUCAGCACGUAAUAUACUAACGGGAGGUCAUUGAACUUGAUGAAGAAUUGCGGGCCUGGGAACCAUGACUCGAGCAGCUCGCGGCUCACGCAGUUGUCACCCCUUGCGAGGAUUUCGGCCUCUUAAAACUUGCAAACAUGGCCGGGUCCCAUCGAAAGAGCCGCCACCUGAGAGGUAGUGUCUCCCGCCCGAUGGAGACUCCACUACUCUGAGAUGGCUUAUCGGCCUGGAUAACACAGUUACAGGAAACUGACAGUCCCGGUCAGAGUUCCCCGAUGUGUAAUUGCGGCGAAAUCCAUUUCAUCAAAUUGCAGAGUUUUGUAGCCUAGACUAUUGGUACGCACACGCGUGGGUUCCACAACUGUGCCGAGCGUGUUAAUCCAACCGACAGUUCGUCCGUCGAUUUCGACGAUGACCACCGUGUGCCCCACAGACUGCAUUGUGGGAGCAGGGACGGUGACUUACGCAGGGGUUUAUAGUGCCAGUAGACUUGCGUAGCAUCUACCUACACUCUCUCCUCCUCCCCCGCCUGGGUCCGGUGUCAAGACAGAGUCAAGAAGACCGGAGACGGGGGAGGCCGCAGGUGGAUGGCUCGGACGGAUCCUCACCUUGGCGUUCCACCACACCCCCUGGUCCACACAACAAUAACCAGGAUUUCAACCAACACAACAGAGAUUUGGAGGCUGGCACGGCCGAAGCCGCACCUGGGCGUGCCGCCAACGCCUGGCUCGGAUCCCACACUGUGAUGGGAGUGCCAUAAAGGCCACAUUAAAAAGGAGCCAUUGCAGCCUGACUCUCAGACCGCCUCCCGUUAGGGAGGAGGUCCAAGGUACCCCGUCAGUCGGCAACCUUCCAAGCCACGGCUUUUAGCGCACCGUGAUAGCUUCAAGCGCGUCAGAUUGUUUAUAGUGAGGAAAAUGCGCUGAGUCGUCGACCUCACUCUCCCUUCCCAUUCCCACACCCCAGCCACUGUCCGAGCCGGUCAGUAGACUGGAGUGGGGAAUGGGCGCGGUGGCUGACAUGGUCGACUGACCAUGCCUGCGCGCGCCACAGCACGACCUGGCCCCCCAUACACACAAACACCAGGAUUUCACACAACGGGGGUUGAACGGCGUGUCUCUCACAUGCGUGAGAGGGCCGUGGAAGGUGCUGCUUCAGCCCGUCCCCAGCCCACCAGUCCGCCACUACACAACACACACACACACAACGUGACGACCACAUUCAAAGAGACGCCAUUAGGGUUUGUCGAAUUAGCGGUAGCACGAACCGAAUCUGCACGUUCAGGUUUUGCAGUCCGCUGGCAUGCUCGAUACCUUACUAUCAUGCGAUUAGAUCCGGUUUUGCCCAUCGAGAUGACGCCCAUUGAGACCACGAGGGUGGCGGUCACGAGUUAUGUAUGAAAGUAGUGCGUACAAACUCCCUGGCCUACAGUGAAUGUGUUAACUCAUGAAAUCUUAACCGAAAUCCUCAAAUAUGUUUUAACUCGAAUAGGUUACUAAGGCAGGACUCUAUUUCUAAGUAUUAUGUAGCAUAUCUCAAAGGUGUUUCAGUCACGACAGGAUUCCGACUUUUGAACGAGCUCUCAUCCGGUCGUCUGCAAAAACUGCACUAUGCAAAAGUGACUGUUUACUUAAAAGAGCCCCCACCCCGUUGAUUUUCGACUUUCUUAAAAAUUUGAGCAUAUUUCGCAGAAAAAUUGCAAGCACAUAUUAGUUAGUUUACUCAGUUGGUUGCUAAUCACGUCCUUUUCAAAUCUUUUCACUCGAAGAAAGGAUACUUAGAGUUUUAAAAAUUUUCUAAAUAUGAGAUUUCAUAAGACCGCGAAAUGUCAAUUCACUGCAAAGUUCAACGUUGCUUGUAGAUCAUACUGUAUAGUUCAAAUCUACUAGGAUCCCACAUAUUAGUCACAUAUUUACAGACUGACGGCCGAACGGAAGCUCGUUCAAGAGCCUAUAUCCUAACGUAACUGGAACAUCUUGGGAUGAUGCUACAUGACGUUUGGUCUUGCACCCCUGCUUAAGUAAUAGCUUCGAGACAAAGACGACUUUUAGAAUAUUGGUUAACAUUUCAUUAGAUAACACAUCUGCUGUGUGCUUUGAGAAAGGUUACCAUCCGGCAAAGACAGAGACACACUCUUUGACGUCAAAAUACAAGAAUGGAAUUACGGAAAACGAAGAUGUCAGAACCCAACAGCUUCUUAAGAGUCUUCAAUGCCAGUGCGCCUUUCAGGUUUGUGGCUGUGCUUCUGUUAGAGAUAUAACGUAGUUCAGGUAACCGCUGGUGCCCUUGUCAGUUUAAAUAUAUUUUAUAAAACAGCGCUCGCAGAUGUAUCUUUUUGGCGCUUAUUCGGUAGCAAAGCGUUUUUUUUCAAAUUGCACGGUUGCAACACACACACCUAGUCUUUUUCGAGUUUUCUAAUGCUUUAAGGCCAGUUCUGCCACUUUAUUUUCGUUUAUACUUUCCGCACAAGUUACAGUAGGUGGGCUACCUCAUGAAAUGUCAACCGAAAUUCUGAAAUGCGUUUUCGUUUCGAAACGACUAAUUAAGUUGGUUUGUAAAAUUAGUCAGCCUUCAACAUAGUUCUAUAAUAUUUCAGUUACAUCAGUAUGCCGGGUUUCGAACGAACUUCCUUCUGGCUUCAUGCAAACACAACACUCUCUAAGAAAUGACUACUUAAGUAGGAUGCAUUGUUUUCUUCGAUCUUCGAUGCCCCUAAAAGUCCAAUUAUAUUUCACGGAAAACAUUGAUAAACUAUUCAUUCUUCCGCUCAUUCGGUAGAACAUUACGUCUUCUUUCAAGUUUAUAAUCGAAGGGGGGCCAAUUGUGGGAUAUUUAAUACCGUUAAAUGGCCAUUCAUGAAUCGUCAUGUCCCUGCUUUUACCAAUGUGGCUUGUAAAGUUAACAUUAUGGAUCAAAUCAAGUGCUAAAUUUUAUGAACCCCAUAUAGCCUACUUUCAAUGACGUAGAUAAAUGUAUUGUUUUCCGUAUGCGGAAAAUACAUGGCUUGCAGUUUGGAAGCCCUGAAUGCAAGUGUGACGGCAGAGCGGGUUCAAAAUUAUUCGAGCAUUGGAAAACUUUAUGAAAACCGGAUAAUACGCUUCCGUCGAGUACAUUAUUGGAAGAAGACGUAGUUAUCUGCCAAAUGAGCUAAAGAGGAAAUAUUCUUAUGCAUGUUUUCAAUGAAAUAUAAUUGGGCUUUUAGGGGCAUCGAAAAUCAAUGAAAAAAAUGCAUUCUACUCAAGUAGUCAUUUUUUUACAAAGCAUAGUUUUUGCAUACAGCCGGUAGGAAGUUCAUUCGGAAGCCGGCAUCCUUAGGUAGCUGAAUUAUUAUCGAAUUAUACUGCAGACAGAUUAGUUUUACAACCCUACUUAACUAGUCUUUUCGAAACGAGAACGCAUUUCGAAAUUUAUGUUGACAUUUCAUGAGUUAGCCCACCUACUGUACAUCAAGCAUCCCUUCAUGACAAAGAAGGAAAUACCAUAUGGAGUCCAUAAACUUUUGUAAUGGAUGGAAACCGUGUUGUACAAUUCAUAAGCAACAUCUAAAACGUGCGUCUACCAGGCUUUAUGAAUAAAAAUUUCGAGGUCUUUCAAGUUCUUGUAAUUAGAAAUUCCUUAAACUGAUUGAUAAUAUACUUUCAAGUGAAAGGUCUGAAGAAGACCUAAUUAGCCACAAAAUUAGGGCAAGUAAGCUCAAUUUGGGGCAAUUGUCUUUCCAACACGACACGUUUGAAUUCAUAUGGACACCAAAAAUAAAAAGAAAUAAUGUAUAUUUCACAAGCGAUCCUUUUGACGGAACGUCUGAAAAGGAAUACAUUCAAAAGUCAACAUCGUUGCGUGACUGAAAUAUUGUGGAAUUAAGCCGCCCAGUGACCAAUAUUACAAUUCCACCUACGUAAUCCUUCCUAAUUGUAAGUGUGUUUAAGAAUUUCGGCUAACUUUUCGAGAGAUUGAUCAUCUACAGUAAACAAUCACCCUUUGAUUGGUUGUAAUGAUAGGGGCUUCAAACAAUGCCCUCCUUCCCACGCAUCAUCAAGGCCUCUUGGCAUGCCGGUCUCCAAUUUUCAGGAAACGGAUAUGAGUAUCCUCGGUCGAUCUUACGGUCAGACUUGCUGGAAGUGAAAAUGUGAAGAGAAAGUGUGAUCCAUGUUGCACACACAUUCGGAACCCUAGGCUAACUCACGCGUAAUCCGUUUUCACUAACGUUACGCCCUGAUCACCUUGAAGGCAACGUCGUCGUUGCAACCGAAUACAAAAAUAAUAUCAGACUGUGCUUGCCAGUCCAAGUUGAUAACUUACACGUGAAUGCCGCCACACAGUGAAUGGUUUUGGCAAAAGGUGUGGCCUAGGUGACGCGUUUGCACGGUUGCCGAAUGGCUGGCUCACACAGCGCGGCGAAUUAAUUACAUCAAGGCAACGAAUAAUGCGCCCGUGUCUAAAAAUUACUGCCGCCUCCGGACUCAAGCUUUAGGGCUCCAGAAAGACGAUAAAAGUGCGAUUGAUUUUUUGGAGAGCCAUUAUUACCCGGCAGCCAGACGACAAUGCUUCAUCAUUCGGCACUUCCGAAGGAACUCUUGUUCUAUUUACUGGUGGCAGUGACUCUGCUUAAUUUUCUGUUUGCUGCAGAAUAUUGGAUUUCCGUCUGUUGGAAAACACCCAUCGACACGCAUGAAGAUAUCCACCACGCGGAUUGGCAACGUCUCGUUUUCUCGCCGAAGACAAGCAGCUUUGAGUUGUCACUGGCAGUGCAGGUUGUAGGCAAUGGCCACGGCCGAAAAGGAAGUUCCGAGCAGCGAGUUCAAAGUGAAGUCUUUCAGAAAUCCCCCUCCCAGAAAGAGCGAUACACGUUUGAAGAAAUGGCGGAGAUUAAGGAUGAAAAUUGGGUACAACCGAUCCCCCGUCAGGUCUACUUACUCUAUCCACAGGCGCUGGAUAUGAAGCGGGUGGUGUUCGACAUAAACAGCCGCCGCCCUAUACCAGAGGUAGGUAUGGAUACCGGAAAGGAAGCGUAUUGUAGUACAUAAUUUUGUUUUUCAUUGCUAUAGAGGGGUGCAUUUAUGCAAUUCCUCAAAGAAUCAGACAAGUUACAGAAUAAUCUUUCUAGGUAAAUCUUACCCCACGUAGGCGAGUGCACACUUGUAAAAAAUUAUAAUCCAAGUGUGCAGCAUCAGAAUAUCUGUUUGGCCGUGGUAUUUUUUCCAGUCGAUUCCUCAAGCAGAUGCUUGAUGAAGCUUGCAGGGGGCGACGGACGCUAAUACGGUAGAAGAUGAUUGUCCUCCUCCAAACCUUAUGCGAUCAUUUUUCUCUGAAGUAGCUUUCGAACGAAAACCUGCCGGCACUACACAUCGAUGUUAACUAGCUUCUUAUUCCUUAAGAGUUCGGACUGAAUGGCUCCUCGGAUGUGCUACAGUACGCUCUGCAAGAUCAUGGAUUAGUCUGUCUCUCUGACCGAGCCACUGACGUCGACGGUUAGUGCUUUGGAGAGGAAUCCACUCCUCGUCACCAGUGGAAACUCUGUACAAAAAUGAAUGCUGAGAAGCUGUUGUGCAAAAAAAUGCUCACAACAGUUGGACUACAAUUAAUGAUUCUCUUCAGACAGGCAGUGCAUAACCAAUUUUCCAGGCGCAAACACUCCCAGUCCACUUAAAUUCGAGCAGGACAGUCUGGUGCCAGAAGACAAAUUUCCGCCAACUACCGUAGAUAUACUGAAAGGAUAAGCUCUGUCAAUUCCAUCAGCCCUUUCUAAUUAGUUCUUCUUUGGCUUUUUCUUUGCUACAAUGUUCCCAUUUCUAAUACACGCAAGGCAAUUUCCACAUGUUCAUUCGUGUUCAGGACCGCAGUGUUUCGAGUAGAUUUUCCUUCUACGCCUUCAAUAGGAUUUUAACAGUAGCAAGUUAAGACGGCUACAGCGGCGUCUUUGCGUUGCGCUUGAAGUAGUAUAUAGAGAGGCGGGAUUGAGCAGCAUUUGCUGCACUCUAUUUUACCUCAGUCUUCAUUUUGUAAAGAUGGCAGCGCAGUGUCAAGAUGAACCAAGUCGGAUGCGCAGGCACUUUUCUCGCGUGCGGCACACGCGACUGGGCCCCCAAUGCAUGUAUCGAAUCAAGAUAAGGUCUAACCUCUUCAAAAAACUCGCGAUUCUCCUUAUUACAUCCAGUCCUUACGUGCCCCCUCACUUCACACAUCUGGGCCCUUUAUUCUGUGGUUGCCGUGUUAUUUUGCAGUCGUGUUUCCUGCUUCUCAGGCCAUUUUUAUAGCGUAUUUGUAGUUAAUACCAUAAACAAUUUGCCAGACGAAUUUUCUAGGACAUUUUUCACGCCUUGCAAAUUACUGUGAACUGACUACUCCCAUCCCCCUCCGUCAUCUUUCAUAAUCUCAGCCGACACGUUAUAGGGUCAGAAUCUACAGACUGACAUUAGACUUGUCACCAUAAUGGUCACGCGGUAUCAUUUUUUAUCUGAAAUUAAAAACAAAUAGGAGUUAUCUCCUGUUGGCCGCAUUUCGUUCCAAUAGAGCUCAGGGGACCAGUCGCGUGCUUUGACAACCAUCUACAAGUAACAGUUCAGGGAGCGCUAUUGUCGCGCUUGCUUAAAUUCUAGGCAAAACCCUAGCCACUACGAACUUUGGAUCGUUUCCCGAACUGACAGAAAAGGAGGUGGAAGCCGGUAUAGAGAGUAUAGUAUUAUGUUCAGAACGAUCUGAGAACUAGUUGCAACAAAUGGCAGCGGGUCGAGGGCACAUGUCUGGCGUCGCCAGAACAGGCGCGGGUCGUCGCAGCGUCGGGAGCAAAAGCAUGUCUGAGUCGACCUUGAAGUUGAUGGAACUACUUGGAUUGCUGUGAUCGGUCGGGAAACUGACUGUGUUUGGUACUAGGAUAAGUAGGCUCGAGAGACAGAGCUUUGCAUCGAGCACCCAGAGUAGGGCCAUCACACCGGUACCAGGAAGCAGAUGAAAUGAAAGAGACUUAAUAGUUGGAGCAAACUCUCUCUUUCUCUGACCUAUCGUGUGCGCACCCAAAGUCAGCAUUAUGGGCAAAAACUGAUGAGGAGAGAGAUUUGAAGAAGAAGAAGAAGAAGAAGAAGAAGAAGAAGAAGAAGAAGAGUCGAGCACCAGAACAAUUCGUUUAUUAUCCUGAGCUUUCAUACUCGUACAGGAGUCCAUCGUCACAUGUGGCCGCCCACACCUACGAAAUGGGUCACGAGUUUGACUUCGCAGCUACCACGCCGGAAACAAAACAGGCCGAGAAUUGAUUGAAGCCUGGGCCUCGGAUGAGAACUCGGUCAAUCGAUUUAUCGAUCUGGCGCCGGCGUACAGAGCUCUUCGUAGUCACCUCCAGUCGUGCGACGUCGGUCGAUGAUUGGGUCUAUGUGCCUUAUAACUGCCGCUUGUUCUGUUUCUGCCACUACCUCUGACGAUGGACUCCUGUACGAGUCUGAAUGCUCAGGAUAAUCAACGAAUUGUUCCGGUGCUCGACUCUUCUUCUUCUUCAAAUAUGUAUACACCUGGAACUCGAAAUUUCGCCUUCAUUCGUGAGAAGAGAGAUGCGUAAUAUGUGCAGUAUGUAUAAGACGCAGCUGAUAGGCAACCACACGUCUGUCUAAGUGAGUAGCUCCAUCAUGCAUUACAGUCAGCAAUAUACAGUAGAUGGGCUAACUCAGGGAAUGUCAACUGAGAUUCCGAAAUACGUUUUUGUUUCGAACAGAUUAAUUAAGUACAGUCGUAAAACUAGCCAGCCUACAACAUAUUUCUAUAAUAUUUCAGUUUCCACAGGAUGCCGGCUUUCGAAUGAAUUUCCUUCCAGCUGCAUUCAAAAACUAAACUCUGUAAAAAAUGAUUACCAAUGUGGCAUUACUUUUUCUCAUUGAUGCUCGAUGCCCCUAAAUGUCCAAUUAUAUUUCAUAGGAAACAUGCAUAAACAUAUUCAUUCUUUUACUUAUUCGGUGAAAAAUUACGUCUUCUUCAAACUUUAUACUCGAAGAUAAAGUACAAUUCGGUUUUGAAAAACUUUUCGAAUUGUGAGAUUUUUUAAUACCGUGACAUGGCCCUUCAUAAAACGUCAUGUAUCUGCAUUUACUAAUGUGGUUUGUAAAAUUGACAAUAUUGCUCAAGUCACUGCUUAAUUUUUUGAACCCCAUAUGGUCUCCUCUUAAUGCCGUAGAGAAAUGCAUGAUUUUACGCACAUGGAAAAUAUAGGGCUUGUAGUUUGGAAACCCUGAAUGCAAGCAUGGCAGUAGGUCGAGUCCAAAAUUGCUCGGGAAUUAAAAAAGUUUUUUAAAACCGAAUUAUACUCUUUAUUUAAGAAUAAAAUUGGUAGAAGACGUGAGAUCAUACCAGUUUCUACGAACUAUAAUUGAAUUUUCAACGGCAUCGAAAAUCAAUGGGAAAAUUGCAUGCAACUUAAGUAGCCAUUUUUUCCAAAAAUAUAGUUCUUCCAUACAGUCGAACAUAAGUUAGUUCGAAAGCAGGCAUCCUGCGGUAAGUGGUUCAUGAUAAAAUUAUGCUGGACGGUGAUUAGUUUUACAACCAUACUUAAUUGAUCUUUUUGAAACGAGAACGCAUUUCGAAAUUUCGGCUGACAUUUCUUGACUUAGCCCACAUACUGUAGGAUCUGUAAAGUCUAAGCAAUGAGUGUGUCUUCAGGACAUAACAAUUCUCAGAACAAGUCCCGAGAAGGAUGACUUUAUUGAGCAUAGAAUUACGAGUUGCUAUGGCCACUACCGAAGCCUGAAGUAGUGUUCCCUGCGUCUAGUCAUGUCUGAAGGAGAGAGAGAGUGUGGGACAAGUGGGCGCAGCUGCUUGUGUAGGUCUGUUGCGCAGAGAUUUAAUUUUUGUUCAACUGGUGUGUUGAAUUAGCCGAAGGGUAGUUUUUUUAGUGGCCCGUUGUUGCACCUGCCGAGGGAUGGCGUAUUCAAAUUGCGCAUAGGUGUCCGCGACUUUUUCAGCGCACUUGUGUCCGAGAAAAGGGUCGGUCAAACGGCUGCAGAUCAGCUCGACUGUGUAGAUGAAUGACUUUGAGGCAGCGAGGCCUUGGGCUGGACUCCAGACAGUGCACUAACAGCUGUCAGCAACAGAUGUUUGAAUCCUCGCGCACUCCGGCUUUAUCGCUGGCAAACAACUAAAGUUUUCUGAUGGAAGCGAACAGGCGAGUUCCAGGUAGCAGUUCAGAGGACGAAGAUGCGAUCACUGGAAGAUGAAAUUUACUGUCCUGACGUUUCGGAUUCUCGCUCGAAUCCAUCAGCAGAGACAUUCGCAGAUAGCACCCGAUCAGUCACAAACGCAGUUGAGUAAGGGCGCUAUACCGGCGCAUUAAGACGGACUGCAGUGAAAUGGAAGACAAGGUUGAUUGAUUACAAUAUCUUCGACGGGUCAUGAGAGCCAAUGGCUACCCGCACAACUUUGUCAACCAGUGCAUACGAAAAGCACAGCAGAGACUUAAUCCAACCGGCCCCAAAUUUUGGCGGGCUCUUCCGUACGUGAAGAACGUCUCGGAAGCCGUCAGUCGUCUUCUCAGUCCACUUGGAGUUGGGGUUGCACACAGGCCGGAAGCAACCAUUAGGCGCCAAGUCAUGAGGCCAAAAGACCCACUGUCACGGCAGGAAACGUCUGGAGUCGUUUACCGGAUCUAGUGUAGUUGCGGACAAAGCAACUAUGUCGGAGAGACUGGGAGAUUACUCGUUACGCAAAUUUCCGAACACGCAGCAGCAGUGAGGCAGAGAGACGCUAGCCCUCAGGUGGCGACACAUUCGAUGGAACCCGGUCGCAUUUUCAAGUUUCAAGAGGCCGAAAUCCUAGCAAAGGGUGAUAACCGCGUGAUCCGCGAGCUGCUCGAGUCAUGGUUCUCAGGCCCACAAUCCAUCAACAAGCACAAUGACCUCCCCUUACUAUAUCCCGUGCUAAAAUUUUCCCUGGACAAGGGAAUCAGUCACGUGGGGAGGACGCGGGCGAGCAAUUAUGCCGGUGACAGUGAGCCAAUUCGCCGAGCAAUCGUCACACCAGCACCCAGCACGGAUGACGAAAUCACGGCCAUUAACGACUCGGACUCGGACUGACAAGCCACCACCGCAUCAAUUACAACCCCAGCAGUGAUUGCGAGAGCUGCUAAUUACAGUGCGCAUACAAUCCCACGGCAGCCACGUGCUAUAAAUACUGCACGCCUUGUGCCCCCAUCACCUUUAUUUGCGAAUGUCUCUGAUGAUGGAUUCGAGUGAGAAUCCGAAACGUCAGGCCACCAAAUUUCUUGUUCCAGUGAUCGCAUCUUCGUCUUCUGAAACAACUAAAGUGUCCAUUCCUUUGUCUUACCCAUCAGAUGUCUGAACAGCCCUUUUUUCACUUGACAGGCCCCCAUAUUUAAUCAGACCAUCAGAUACCUUAACGUCAGCUCGACUGUCUGUGUGCCAGGAAAAGCAGUCACAAGGCCCCUGGAUGCUAUUGUGAUGGUCAAGUCAGCCGUCUACAACUUUGAAGAUCGCGAUCGUUUUCGCAAGGCCUAUGCUACAGAGGCCGAGCGUGAACCCGGCUUCCAAAUGGCCAUGAUCUUCUCCCUGGGACUACCCCGAAGCAGAGGUGGUCGGUUUUUCCAACGCGACGGUUUCAACAUCUCCCUACCAGGCCGGGCAGGCGACUCUAUGGAGAAGAUGGAGUCCCAGAGGCCGGAAGUGUUAAGGAAACUUGCAGAGGAGGCCCGAAUCAACGGUGACCUCGUAGUGGGCGACUACGAGGACACCUACUAUAACCUGAGCCUGAAAUUAUUUCACACCUUCCAGUGGGCCUCGCGCUUCUGCCGAGCUCAUUUUACCUCUCAGAAACGACCGCCCGUUUUCAUCCUCCUGGACGAUGACUACGCCUUUAAUGUGAGCAUUCUUAGGACUGAGUUGGAAGCCCUCCCCGAGGCGCAGCGUCGACGAGUGACCUUGGGCUGGCCAAUCAAUAAUGCUAGGGUUAUUCGUCACCUGCUCUUGAAAACACAUGAAAAGUGGUCCCUAUCGAAACAAGAAGUGCCCUGGCCCACCCACCCACGUUACGCGCCCACUAUUUUCCUUGCAUUUGGUGCUGAUGUCAUGCAGGAGAUUGCCCUGGCCAUGUACUUCACUAAGCAGUUUCCGAUAGACGAUGCCUGGUUGGGUAUGGUCAUGACGAAAUUAGACCUCCAUCCUGAGCCACGCCGACACAUGUAUAUCGACUGGCCAAAGAAUGCCCAGAAGGACUUGGUUCUGUUUGCACCCUUUGAUUACCUCUUUGGCUCCAAAUGA